AUGUCGUCCCUCCGCCGCCUUGCACAAACGAAUGCCGCCGUCUCCGCAUCCCCGAGAGCGGGCGGCAAGUCCAGCGUGUCCGCGGUCCCCUCUCCAUCCACCCCCACGCGUACUUCCACUUCCCGGACGCGUCUCGUAUAUCCAGUAUCUCCUGCCACCUCUCCCUCUCUGUCCGCUUCGACUCCAUUCGACUGGGAAGCUGCGCGGUCACGACGGCCAGCUCCAUAUGCCACCCCCAAUGCCAAGAAGAACAGCCGACCGAGCGACUUUGGCACUCCAGGGAAAACUCCAAGCAAGCGUGUAGUACGCAAAAAGUCCUUUAUCGAGCGGGUUUCCGAAAUUCCCUCCCGAGUGUCUUUCGAGAUCUCUCAGUUUCCCAGCAAUGUUCCACUGCCGUCUCCACAUAAUUCCGCACGAAUCCUUGGUGGCGCCCUGCACUUCCUGCACCUUUGCGUGCGUGUGUCGCAGAUUCGAAAAGUGCCCGAUUCCGACCUCGGCUGGGAGGACAUGUACCGCGAGGGCGAGGGCGAGCCGUGGUUCGACUGGACAACACCAGUCACCUUCCUAGUGAUCAGCGCUUCUGUUGUGAAUGUGCUCUACCUGUUUACCCGCACCAAGAUCUACUACCUCACCCUCGCCCCCGACCCUGUCUCCUCUCCACACGCCUCCUUCAUCAAACGCCCUCGCACCUCGCAUCGCAACUCCUCGUCCUCAUCCAUGUCCGACGACCUCCCGCGCCGCUCCACGCUCUCCUCCCUCUACAGCCUACUUGCCACCAUCCUGUCCGCGCUUUGGCGCGGGCUCGUGGUCAGCGUCCGCUUCCUGCUCAACCUGAGCCCGCCAAAGGCGCGCCCGCCGCAGCCGUGGGAGGAAGACGAGCGGGUGCAGCAGCUCGAGGUGUGGACCCCGGGCGAGCUCGAGAUGGCGCUCCUCGGGAUCUACUCGCCCGUGCACGCGCUGCUGUGGAUGGCGACGACGAGCGCGAACUGGAUGAUGAUGCUCUUCAUCAUGUUCCUCGUCGGGAUCCAGGUGCGCGCGAUGGCGCACUCGUACGAGGCCCUGAUGAAGGACCGCGCGAUCAUCGCCGCGGAGGUGCUGCACGAGUACGACGAGAAGUUCGUGAACCCGCGUGUCAACCCCGUGCGCAAGGACGCGGCGGUCAUGACGCACGAAUCGGAGAUAGUCAACGUAUGGUAG
Molecule: messenger RNA, 1197 nt
Organism: Epithele typhae
Lineage: Eukaryota; Fungi; Basidiomycota; Agaricomycetes; Polyporales; Epitheliaceae
Exons: 5
Coding region: 1-1197 (398 amino acids)
Biological process (GO): maintenance of rDNA; regulation of exit from mitosis
Source: RefSeq, a predicted model, not a curated record